UUCAUUUACAACUUCAAAUUCAAUCUCAAAAUAUUCGUAUCGUUUUAUUCACUGUUCAAGUUUUGGAUAUAUUCACGAGCAGAUAGUGUAAACAACAUAUUGGCAUAGACCUCAGAUCAGUUAAUACCUCGGAAAAAGAACUGCAAGAUGUCAGAAUUGUAGCAACUGAUUCUAAUUUGCUUACCAACAGCAAUCUGUGUAUUAAAAGACCACAGUUGGUGAUGUAAUGCCACUACGGGCAUUGAUGUUUUGACAGUGAUGUUACGUCAUGGCAAUGUUUAUCGAUGGAUGAUACUGAUACAGCUGUGAUAUUAGACAGAACGCCAGAAGUGAUUAAACUGAAGAAGUUUCCAGGCCCCUAGCUAAUUUAACAAAGUUGUUGAUCCGAAACUGAGGCAUGCAUGCAACCAAGAGUCCCAAAAGAUUCACUACACAUCUCAACCGCCAUGCUCCAACAAUUUUGAUCUGUGGCAUUUUCCUCUUCUUUAGUGGCCUCUUAUACAUGUCAUUUUGUGGCAUGCCAGCAGAGCGCUCUGCACAAUCACCUGCUCUGGGUGAAAAAAAUCAGAAUUCAAAGCAUGUUGAGAUGCAUAACAAAAUGUUAAGUGCCUUCAUGGUUGUUGCUAUACUAACAGGGAGGCAAAACAGAGAGCGAAGAGACAUGAUAAGGCAGACCUGGUUGUCAAAUGUCACCAAGGAUAUUGUGCCUUACUUUGUCAUCGGAACCAAGGACUUAACCCCAGAAGAAAUGAGUCACUUGAAGCUAGAAAACAAGAAAACAAAUGAUCUCCUUCUUUUGCCAGAUGUCCAUGAUGCAUAUGAAAAGCUUGCAGAUAAAGUUUUACAGAUGUACAUUUGGUUGGAUGCGAAUGUUCAUUUUCAUUACAUCUUUAAAGGGGAUGAUGAUACAUUUGCACGUGUUGAUGUCAUCGCAGAGGAGUUGAAACGCAAGAAGCAACAACGCCUUUACUGGGGAUUCUUCAGUGGCAGGGCACAUGUUUAUCGCAGGGGGAAAUGGGCCGAAAAAGAAUGGGUGCUUUGUGAUCGUUAUUUACCAUAUGCAUUAGGUGGUGGUUACAUACUAUCCUCUGACUUGAUCCAUUACAUAGCUAACAGUGCAAACUACUUACAGAAAUUUAAAAGCGAGGAUGUGUCAGUCGGCGCUUGGCUUGCACCCGUUGAACUAAACCGCGUGCACGACACCAGAUUUGAUACAGAAUAUAAAUCACGAGGCUGCUCAAAUAAAUACAUUGUGACACAUAAACAGACUACAGAGCUUAUGAAGCAGAAGUUUGCCAGCAUCCAGAUGUCUGGUAGGCUGUGUAAGAAGGAAGUGAAACUGCGGAACUCUUACGAAUACGACUGGGAGGCAUUGCCUUCACAGUGUUGCACAAGGACUAACAAUACUAAUAUUCCAUGAAAAAUAUAUUUAUUUUUAGUAAUUU
Molecule: messenger RNA, 1445 nt
Organism: Lingula anatina
Lineage: Eukaryota; Metazoa; Brachiopoda; Lingulata; Lingulida; Lingulidae
Product: beta-1,3-galactosyltransferase 6
Biological process (GO): protein O-linked glycosylation; glycosaminoglycan biosynthetic process
Cellular component (GO): Golgi membrane
Molecular function (GO): galactosylxylosylprotein 3-beta-galactosyltransferase activity
Source: RefSeq, a predicted model, not a curated record